Danio aesculapii is the source of this 547-nucleotide messenger RNA. It is a transcript of the gene gabarapl2, whose product is annotated as GABA(A) receptor-associated protein like 2. Gene Ontology annotation, cellular component: autophagosome; autophagosome membrane; cytosol. The transcript has 4 exons. Lineage: Eukaryota; Metazoa; Chordata; Actinopteri; Cypriniformes; Danionidae. The record is from RefSeq and is a predicted model, not a curated record. Gene Ontology annotation, molecular function: ubiquitin protein ligase binding. Bases 140 to 493 code for a protein of 117 amino acids. Gene Ontology annotation, biological process: autophagosome assembly; autophagy of mitochondrion; macroautophagy.
CGUAAUCACGGCUCGUCUGAAGACGAAUGUCUGCUGCUGCUGAUACAUUGUUGACGUUUUUAGUUUUGCCGUUUAAUUGACUUUAAAUCAUCCGAUACUAUUACUAACAGGUCGCUCCUCGAGCAAAACCUCCGCAAAAAUGAAAUGGAUGUUUAAAGAGGACCAUUCUCUGGAGCACAGAUGUGUGGAAUCGGCCAAAAUCCGCAACAAGUAUCCAGACAGAGUUCCUGUUAUUGUGGAGAAGGUUUCUGGGUCGCAGAUUGUGGACAUCGACAAGCGGAAGUAUCUGGUCCCGUCUGACAUCACAGUGGCCCAGUUCAUGUGGAUCAUCAGAAAGCGGAUUCUGCUGCCUUCUGAAAAAGCCAUAUUCCUAUUCGUCGACAAAACUGUCCCUCAGUCCAGUCUGACUAUGGGGCAGCUCUACGAGAAAGAACAAGACGAGGACGGCUUUUUGUACGUGGCCUACAGCGGAGAAAACACGUUUGGAUAUUAAUCUCCCGCAUCAUCAUCCUCCUCCUCCUCCUCCUCCUCCUCACUCGCGUUUCUU